AUGGUCCCUCGACUAAAUGACCCUUGAAAAAGUUGAAACUAUUGCCUCUUCUUUCAAUUACAAAAACCAUUCAAUAUCAGAGAUUCCUCUGAGGUCUGCAGAUCUUUCUCUGAUCUGCAAAUAGAAAAAGCACUUGCCUCAAACAAAACACAUCAUUCAUUCUUUGUCUUGGCACUCUACUUUGAGGGUGCUCAGGCGGGCACAGAGUGAAAGAUGAUGUAUGACACGAUACUCUCCAGGAGCUUUAGUAGGAGUGACCAGAAAAAGUUGGGUUAUGGAGCAAUCAUCUGUUGCUUAAUCAUUGUGUUCAGCAUUUUCACUGCUCUCAAGCCUCACCUGGGACCUCUACCAGCUUUGACUUUGAGGUUGAAAACUGGUGAUGGUCACAAGAUGCUUUUGAUUGAAGAGAAAAGUGCACCUCCAGAACAAGAAGUUAUUACAGUUCAGAAAAAUUUCACGAGGAUGGAGCCUUUUUGCAAUGUCAUGGAUCCAAAGUCAGAUUAUUGUUCGAUCACCGGUGAUGUUAGAGUUCAAGGAAGCUCCUCCACUGUUUUCGUUGCGCCCUCUGAAAUGCUCACUGGCAAUGACUCGUGGACUAUAAGGCCUUACGCACGCAAAGGCGAUGAAACGGCAAUGAGUCCAAUUAAGAAAUGGUCAAUCUUACCGUCAGCCGUGGCCCGCCAACCUAUCCCCAUUUGCACCGAACACCACAGCGUUCCGGGAGUCAUUUUCUCAACAGGAGGAUACGCAGGAAACAAUUUUCACGCAUUCACCGACAUCAUCAUUCCGCUCUUCUUGACUACUCGGCAUUUUGGAGGAGAAGUCAAAUUCCUGGUAACAGAUAGAAAUCCUCGGUGGGUUCAGAAGUUCCGUGCCAUACUGGAAAAUCUGUCGAAGUACGAAAUUAUCAACAUCGACUAUGCAGGAGAGUACAUCCAUUGCUUCCCAAGAGUCAUUGUUGGGCUAAAGCAUCACAAGGAGAUGACAAUUGAUCCUUCGAGAUCUCCCUACUCUAUGGCCGACUUCAGGGCCUUCCUUAGGAGCGCCUACUCACUAAAGAAGGAGAACGCGAUCAAAUUACAGGGUGGUGAGCUCAAAAGACGGCCUCGUCUCCUGAUCGUGUCAAGAAAGUGGUCGCGCUCCUUCACCAACCUUGCAGAAAUCAUGACCAUGGCCGAGAACUUGGGGUACGAAGUGGUCGCCUCCGAGCUGGACUCCAACAUGUCGAGGACCCCGGAGAUCGUGAACUCCUGCGACGUGAUGAUGGGAGUUCACGGAGCCGGCCUGACGAACAUGGUUUUCCUCCCGGAAAACGCGGUCCUCAUUCAGGUACUCCCUAUCGGGAAAUUUGAGUGGCAUGCCAAGGUUUGCUUUGGCGAUCCCGCAAAGCGUAUGAACAUCGAGUACUUGGAUUACAGCAUACGGGAGAAGGAGAGCAGCCUCAUGCAAGAGUUCCCACUUGACCAUGUGGUUUUCAAGGACCCAAUUGCGUUCCAUAAGAAUAAUUGGUAUUUGUUCAAGUCAAUGUACUUGGACAAGCAGAACGUAAAGCUUGAUGUGAAUAGGUUCAGACAGACAUUGGAGAAAGCCUUGGAGCUUUUGCGUUGACCAAACAUAUUUUUUUGUCCAUACACAGGAAGUGGUUUCCUUUUAUUUUUCUUGUUUUGUCCAUAAUUUGUCGUGAUGUUUUGUUCAAUUCUCAGGCUGAUUACAGAGUGAUGGUCCAAUAGUCCCUAAUUCUGUCUAGGGGAUUGAAUUCAUGUUUUGCACCUUUGUUGCUCAUAAGAUCUUUCCUUCCUGGCAUCGCCAAAAUCAACCUUGUUACAAGUAAUUGAAAUGUGCCUUCCAGGAAUGGAAACACAAGACGAAAUUGGCUUUUGCUGGAGCCUAGCCCCCUCCAAAAUCAUAUAGUGACUAGCUUUCGGCACGGAUUGAGCAUCACGGAAGGGUAAAAAUUGAGCUAAACGAGUGACAGAUUUAUAUUGAAAUGGAGAUUAGAUGAUGAUUUCACACUUCGAGGGACGGAAUUCUCUCAAGCCCCUUCUGCAAUUGCGUCUGCCUUGUACUAACUUAAGUUUUACCUUGAAUCUACAUUCUGCCUAUCUGGCCAAGAAUACUUGGAAAUAAAUAGCAAUAUACACAACUGUCCAGGGUAUCGAAUUUUCGGAAGGCAAGUUGCCAUUCAAUCCAUCAUUUCCGUAUGCACAGCACUGUCGAUCUAAAGUUGACAAAUGGUUUGAUGCGAGGCGGCAAUUCUUCCAUCCACCUAACUUUCAACUGUGCUAUUACUCAUAUACAAGAUAAUCAAUUGCAGGAAAAAAAAAAUCAGGAGAAGAACAUUCCCUCCAUGUCAGGAAUCCAUGAGGGGUUUAGGUAAGCUGUGCUGUCGGAGUCUCGGAUGUGAUGUCGCCAGCAGACUUUGCUCAGCAGUUCUUGCCUCCAACAGGAGCCGCAGAGGUACUGCUUACAGUAGUUAGGACCAAUUGAUGAGCUUUGCGAUAUCUGAAGAGAAUUGAUCCUCCAGCCUCUGGCGCCAAAAGAAUUUUGACCUGUAAAACCAUUUUCCAGCGAAUGAAGUUCAGCAUCUGUCAUGGAGUGCCAAAGAUGUACUCUCUGAUGUGACUUCGUCAACUGAAGAGAUAAAGCUUUCAGAGCCCAGAAUUUGUUCUCUCAAACCUUUGAUAGCAUUAGGAGCUCUGCUCUUUUUGGCUGACAGUGUUAAUGCGUACAGAUAUCACUGCUACUAUGGCCAACUUAACUCCACCUACUGCUGCGUGCUGUCCUCUGACUCUUAACCUUCUUCUUUUUUACGAGCGUAGACACAGCAUCCACAUCGGAAGAGGAUAGAUGAGUCUCACCCCUUAACCAGAGCAAUGCCUGGGCAGCCGCAUCCUUCUCCGCGAGCUUCUUAUUGCUGCAAGGCCGUCCUGUGAAAUCCAAUCCAUUGAAGAUCGCAGUAGAACGGAAUUGAUUGUUUUUCACUUGCUUUGUCUUGUAGAUUGGUGCUUCGUGUCCUGCCCUAACAAGUAAAGUUUGCAAUUCGUUCUUCGAAUUAUCAACAUUGGCUCCCUUUGUGCCUUUCGAUGAUGU
This is a messenger RNA of Syzygium oleosum, 3090 nucleotides long. RefSeq names its product beta-1,2-xylosyltransferase XYXT1-like. The record is from RefSeq and is a predicted model, not a curated record. Bases 214 to 1608 code for a protein of 464 amino acids. The transcript is spliced from 3 exons. NCBI's taxonomy places the organism in Eukaryota, Viridiplantae, Streptophyta, Magnoliopsida, Myrtales, Myrtaceae. Gene Ontology annotation, molecular function: glycosyltransferase activity.